Messenger RNA from Austrofundulus limnaeus, 3047 nucleotides. RefSeq names its product phosphomannomutase 1 (gene pmm1). Gene Ontology annotation, molecular function: phosphomannomutase activity. NCBI's taxonomy places the organism in Eukaryota, Metazoa, Chordata, Actinopteri, Cyprinodontiformes, Rivulidae. Gene Ontology annotation, cellular component: cytosol. Gene Ontology annotation, biological process: mannose metabolic process; GDP-mannose biosynthetic process; protein N-linked glycosylation. The record is from RefSeq and is a predicted model, not a curated record.
GAACCAGGCACGAAUCGCACGUGGAGGACAACAGAACCGUCCGAGCCGAACGGAGCCGAACCAGAACCGAGACUUGUGAGGGGGCGGGACGGGUGGCUCUUCGGCUCACCCAGGACCCCCGGAGUCUGUUUUUCUUAUCUAAACAUCUCAUUAAUUCUUUGACCGCUGCAACACUUUAAGAUGCACAAACGUCAUGUGAGCGUUUGGACCGAACCUUUUUACUUCUGACCCACAAAUCGAGCUGGAAGGAAUACAUUACUGAGAAAUGGAGAGAUGUAGGAACGGAUUCUCGUCGGACAGAAACGUCCUGUGUCUGUUUGACGUGGACGGGACUCUGACAGCUCCGAGAGAGAAAAUCGACCCUCGCCUGGAUGAGUUCUUCCAGACUCUGAGGAGGAAGGUGAAGAUCGGCAUCGUGGGCGGCUCGGACUACCCCAAGAUCGCAGAGCAGCUCGGCGAGGGAGAUGAUGUGAUUCACAAGUUUGAUUAUGUUUUUGCUGAGAAUGGAACAGUUCAGUACAAAGACGGUAAACUUCUCUCAAAACAUGCAAUUCAAAACCAGAUCGGGGAGGAGCUGCUGCAGGAUCUGAUCAACUUCUGCCUCAGCUACAUGGGGCUCAUCAAGCUGCCGAAGAAAAGAGGGACGUUUAUUGAGUUCAGGAACGGAACAAUUAAUAUUUCACCGAUCGGUCGAAGCUGCACGCCAGAGGAACGGAUCGAGUUUUCUGAAUUAGAUAAGAGAGAAAAAAUCAGGGAGAAAUUUGUUGCUGCUUUGAAAGAGGAAUUUGCCGGAAAGGGACUUUGCUUCACCAAAGGUGGUCUCAUCAGUUUUGAUGUGUUCCCCGAGGGCUGGGACAAGAGACUGUGUUUAGAUCUUUUGCAAAACGAAGGCCUGGAUGCCAUCUACUUCUUUGGCAACGAGACCUCAGAUGGUGGAAACGAUUAUGAAAUUUUUAACGACCCACGGACUAUUGGUUUCACAGUCUWCUCUCCCGAGGACACGGCCAGACUCUGUCGGGAACUUUUCUUUGACCCUUCACCACGUGACUCCUGAUGUUCUGAUCCAGACUCCACCAAGCAUCUGGUCUGAACUGAAUAACAGCCAGAACCCUGAUCCUAAACUAAUCAUGAGCUGUUGAAAGGGGCUGCUACUGUUCCAUCUGGAUUAAUAAUAUUGAUUUAAAAUAUUAUGAAGCAGCAGUGAAAGGAUUAGACAUCAAAUGAUUGGUAAAAUGCACUUAUGUUUUAAAGUACUGUUUUUGRCUGCUGUACUGUAACAAGUAACAAGAAAGAAAAGGUAAGGGCAUAAUUUUGCACUGUUGUUAAUGUGAUUUUUAUUCUAAUAUUUGUUAUUAUCACUGCAAGAGGUGAGAGAAAUGAAAGUGAAUUAGAGGAAGGCUCCGUCCACACUACUUUAGAUGUUUAAAAAAAUAACUUUCUCUACUGGCUUUAWACCUCGUGUUCAAAAACAAACAGCRUAUUUUAACAAGAUUUUUUAAAAAGCCUUCCAAGGUGAACAUUAUUAAUGUUUCUGUGGACUCAGCAGUUUAUGUUGCAACAACGAGGCUGUUUUUACUGAUUUUUUUUUUUUACAAUUGUCUCACUUCAUCCUGAUUCUGUCAGCUGGAAAUAGAUCUACAGAUUGUACUUUUCUCUGUUUUCAUGUUGUUAAAGCUUGUCGCCACCUAGUGUCAGGAAAUGGGUAUUUUAGCAUUUUCUUUUAUUGGUUAAACAAAGAUUUUUAAUUCAAACUGGAAAAAGAAGUUUGUUUAAAAUAAUUUUCCAGAAGAGUGUGGACAGGACCCUUAAACCUGAUUGUAUUUGUCUAUCUGAAUGAAAAUGUGAUAUAAAUAUAGUGAAAAUAAGGAUCUCUAUUCCUCCACAUGUAAAGGAUUUAUAGAAGGAAACUUACCUUUGGUGUCUAAACUGGAUGCAGUUAGUCGAUGGUUCAUCGUGAAUCUCUUYGUGUCAAAUUUUUUAACAUUACCAAGGUCCUAAAAAGAACAUUUUUUCUGCUUGUUGAGAUUAUUUUAAUGUGUUUGAGGGAAGAUUUAUAAGGUAUUCAGUGCAGUGAAAGAUUAUUAAGCCACUUUUCAGUUUUUUAUAUUUUUCCUCAAAACAGUCAGACCUACUUGUAAUCUUUCAAAAUAAUCUUGAACACAUCCCACAUAGUAAAAUUUGUCUGGCCCAGUUCUGGUCCACACAACACUUGGCCCAGAUACCUCAAAAAUGAUGGCCCAGAUGUUUUUUGCCUGAGGUGGUCCAGGCUUGGGUCGACACCACAUAAACCAAAACACUCUUAAAAGAAGUGUUUGAAUCAUACUUGGCAAAAAGACUUAACAAAACACACUUAUUGUCAAUAAGUAAAAAUAAGUUUCAUCUUAAGUUUUAACACUUCAACCAGCAACACACRUUUUUGUAACUUCUUUGUGGAUUGAGAGCUAAAAAAGUUUAAGAAUCACAGCUUUAAAAGAUUACAUGAUAAUCUGGCUCCUUUAGGAAAAAYAUAUAAAGAAAUCCAGAGCCCAAGACUUUUGCACAGUACUGCACAUUUUAAAUCAAUCUUUAACCAGGGAAUUAAGCUACUGUGACCAGGUCACAAUAUAAACUUCUAAAAAUGAUUAUGUCCUGUAAAAUAUGUAACAAAAAAUGUCUUUCUCACGGCUUGCAUGAAGUAAUCUUGGCAAAUAAAUGUAUUGAUUUGUGUUGCUUAAAAUCUGUAAAGCUGUAAAAAAUGAAUUGUAUUUAAUUUGAGUCAUCUCAAAAGAACUGACAAACCAUUAACAUUAUUACUGUGGGUUCUUUUUGUUUUGUUUUUGGUUGGUUGGUUGUUUUUUUAGGGGGCRGGGAUGUUAUGUUCCAAAUAGAUUGUCUGCCCUCCUUGUAUGAGUUUUAGUUAAGAAAAACACUCCCUUUUUGAUGAGUCAUUGUUGUGACUGUKGGACUUUGGUUAAUAUGACUGGAAGCACUCCCUCAUUGUUUUUCAGCUUUUUCUUUCAGGAAAACACAUCUGUUCAGUUAUAAUAAAUCUUUUUAUCCUUACUCCA